AUGGGUGUAGUAGAGGAAGCUCACAACGUGAAGGUCAUUGGCUCAGGAGGUCGAGGUACGAUCGUGUUAGGUCACGGGUUUGGCACGGACCAGUCAGUGUGGAAACACCUGGUCCCACAUCUGGUUGACGAUUACCGUGUUGUGCUCUACGACAACAUGGGAGCCGGUACGACUAACCCGGAUUAUUUCGAUUUUGAACGUUACUCGACUCUCGAAGGUUUCGCUUUUGAUUUGAUUGCAAUCUUGGAAGAGCUUCAAAUUCAGUCUUGUAUCUUUGUUGGUCACUCUCUUUCCGCUAUGGUUGGUAUCUUGGCUUCCCUUAACCGACCUGGUCUCUUCUCCAAAAUCGUUAUGCUUUCUUCUUCCCCAAGAUUCGUAAACGAUGUUGAUUACCAAGGCGGAUUCGAGGCAGACGACCUAAACCAACUCUUCGAAGCGAUGGCAAGCAACUACAAAGCGUGGUGCUUAGGUUUCGCUCCGCUCGUCGUCGGCGGCGACUUAGACUCGGUCGCCGUUCAAGAAUUCAGCAGAACACUCUUCAACAUGCGUCCGGACAUAGCUCUCUGCGUGGCUCAGACCAUCUUCCAAAGCGAUAUGAGACAGGUGUUACCUUUGGUCGCUGUGCCUUGUCACAUCCUCCAAAGCGCUAAGGACUUGGCCGUACCAGUCGUCGUCUCCGAGUACCUUCACAACAAUCUCGGAUCUGAAUCCGUCGUCGAGGUUAUGCCUUCCGAUGGUCAUCUUCCUCAGCUUAGCUCGCCGGAUACCGUUAUCCCUGUUCUCGUCCGUCACAUUCGCAAAGACAUCGCUGCCUGA
Messenger RNA from Microthlaspi erraticum, 816 nucleotides. The record is from the annotation of a GenBank genome assembly. Lineage: Eukaryota; Viridiplantae; Streptophyta; Magnoliopsida; Brassicales; Brassicaceae.